Messenger RNA from Baudoinia panamericana UAMH 10762, 714 nucleotides. RefSeq lists its product as uncharacterized. Lineage: Eukaryota; Fungi; Ascomycota; Dothideomycetes; Mycosphaerellales; Teratosphaeriaceae. The transcript is spliced from 3 exons. Gene Ontology annotation, molecular function: structural constituent of ribosome. The record is from RefSeq and is a predicted model, not a curated record. The coding region runs from base 1 to 714 and encodes 237 amino acids. Gene Ontology annotation, biological process: translation. Gene Ontology annotation, cellular component: mitochondrial large ribosomal subunit; ribosome.
AUGGCAGCAUUGGCCUGCUUGGAGUCAGCAUUAGCCGGCCUCCGCCUCUCCCGCCAACACCUCGCACUCCUGCCCCUCACUUCUCGCCGAAACGCCUCCCAUCAAGCCCAAGGGCGUGCAAACGGAGCCAAAGACGGUGCGGGAAAGCGGUUGGGUGCGAAGAAGACGGGUGGAGAGUAUGUAGUGCCGGGCAACAUCUUGUUCAGGCAGAGAGGCACGCAUUGGUUUCCCGGGGAGAAUUGCUUCAUGGGCCGCGACCAUACCAUCCACGCCGGCGCACCCGGCUACGUCCGCUACUACCGUGACCCAACUCGACACCCAAAGCGCAAAUACAUCGGCAUAGCGCUGGAAAAGCACUACGACCUCCCCACUCCUUACAAUGCCGCGAGGCGAAGACUGCUCGGCAUGCUGGCCUACCAGUCGCCGCAAACCGCACCCGAACAAAUCACUAAUAUCAGCGACCUGACAUCCACCGAAGACCCAACAACCAUCCGCCAGCAGCCCAACAGCGCGCGAGAAGCCAUCACCCUCAAACCCACCAAAAGCAACCCCCUCGGCCAGAAGCUGAGCCUGAAACCGGGCUAUCAGUACCGUCUGUCGAACUGGGAAAUUGGCCGCCUCCCCGAACGCCAGGAAGCGGCCGCGCGGGCAAAGGGCAUGACGACGCAGGAACGCCUACCUUCCGGGCGGAGUGCGAAGAGGCCACGAUAUUAA